Canariomyces notabilis is the source of this 3136-nucleotide messenger RNA. Its product is annotated as Utp14-domain-containing protein. Bases 113 to 2911 code for a protein of 932 amino acids. The record is from RefSeq and is a predicted model, not a curated record. The transcript has 2 exons. Gene Ontology annotation, biological process: rRNA processing. Lineage: Eukaryota; Fungi; Ascomycota; Sordariomycetes; Sordariales; Chaetomiaceae. Gene Ontology annotation, cellular component: small-subunit processome; nucleolus.
CCCAAACGACCCGCGAAUAUCCCCCGGCAGAAAAUAAAUAUUUCCCAGCACACCCAUUCUACACCCCCGAUCGGUACAUAGCACCCAUCACUUCAAAGCCAGUCCAGGCAAAAUGCCUGGCCGACAAGCCCAUGGCCGCCCGCUUCUGGGCGGCAGCGGCAGCAACAGCAACAACAGCAGCAAAUCCCACCGUUCCCAAUCAAAAUCCAAAUCCUUCAAAAAGUCCCGGGCGAAAGCUACCUCCAAAGCCCUCGAUGCCUUUGCCCUCGCCGCUGAACAGUUUCCCGAGUCGACCAAGGGCGUGCGCACCCGCGGGCUGGAGGAGCACGACGGCGGCGGUCAACGGAGUCGCAAGAAGAGGCAACUCGACGAGGAAGAAGACGAAGAUGGGUUUGGUGACAGUGAUGGGGAGGAUGGCGCUGCUCCUCCGAGGAAUAAGCGGGCACGCAGGGACGACGGUGGAGAUGGGUUUGACGGUUUCUCUGACGACGACGGCGGCGACGCCGAAGGCGGGAGCGAAAGCGACGAGUGGCAUGUUGGCGUAGCGGGGGAGGAUGAGGACUCGGAGCUGGACUCGGACGAGGCGUUUGGCGAGAGUGAUGAGGAGCGCUUUGAGGGGUUUGCUUUUUCGGGGAGUAAGGGCGGGUCCAAGAAGAAACGGGCAGCAGAGGAGGAAGAUGAAGGGGAAGGGGAAGGGGAAGGGGAAGGGGAAGGAGAGGAGGAUUUGGAGUCCCUCGGCUCGGAUGCUAUUGAUUUGGCAACUGCCCUGGAUCAGUUCUCGGAGGAUGAGGACGGGGAACAACAGGGUGAGGGGUCUGGUUCUGGCUCGGAAGAAGAGGACGAGGAGUCUACCGAUGGAGAUGACGAGAGUGAAGAGGAUGAGGAGGACGAGGAUGACCCGUCAAAACUGGGCGCUUUGCAGAGCAUGAUUGCUGGGUUUGCCGGGGAAGACGAGAAGGAUGAAGAGGGCCAGGACUCGGCACAGAACAAAAACAAGCUGACUCUGAAGGAUCUCGGGCUGUUUGGCGUCAAGGAUGAGCACAUCAAGCGGUCCAUCAGGCUCAUGAACAAGGAAGAUAAGGCCGUCAAGCCGGGCUCUUCCAAAAAGCUUGAUGUUCCCCUCGCCAAACGCCAGCAGGACCGGCUGCUUCGGAGUGCAGCGUACGAGAAGACAAAUGAGACGCUCGACCGGUGGAUAGAGACAGUCAAGCACAACCGGCGAGCCGACCACUUGAUCUUUCCUCUCGCGCAGAACGCCCACGACAGAGGCCUCAAUAGCGGAGAGCUCAUGCCCAUCACACAGAAAACGUCAGGCACGGAGCUGGAGCAAACCAUCCUGGCCAUCAUGGAGGAGAGUGGGCUUGGACCUAGCGCUAAGCCCAAAAAGGAGGAGGGCGAGGGUGACAAGCAGCCUGGACUGUCGCAAGCUGAGCAGAAAGAAAUUCUGCGGCAGCGCCGGCUCGAGCGGGAGAGGCACUCGCGCGAGAUGGCCAGAGCGAAGCGUAUCAAGAAGAUCAAGAGCAAGGCGUACCGCCGCAUCCACCGCAAAGAACUCCUCCGCCAGGAACAGGCCGAGCAUGAGCAACUGGCUGAAGCGGGCCUGCUAGACUCGGAUGAGGAGCGCGAAGCCCAGGAGCGGAGGAGAGCCAUGGAGCGGAUGGGCACUCGCCAUCGGGAGAGCAAGUGGGCUAAGCUAGGCAAGAAAGCCGGCCGCGCAGUGUGGGAUGAAGAUUUCCGGGCUGGUCUUACCGACAUGGCACGGAGAAAGGAAGAGCUGCGCCGUCGUAUUGAGGGCCGGAAGGACGGCUCAGACGAUGAGGACAACGGUUCCGAGGUGUCGGAUGGCUCAGAUGCGGACGAUCGACGUCGUCUCCUCGCAGAGCUUGACCGUGCAGCUGCCUACGAAGACGAGGGUGAGCCUCGGUCAAAGCUCAUGCAAAUGAAGUUCAUGCAGCGGGCCGAGGAGCAGCGAAAGAAGGAGAAUGACGAACUUGUUGCGCAGAUACGACGCGAGCUAGACUCUGAUUAUGACGGCAGUUCUGAUCCGGACGAGAGGGAUAUUGGUCGCCGACAGUUUGGCAUGGGCAAUGGAGCUGAAGCCGUCAAGCCCGCCAACCCGGCUCCAGCCAAGAAGCCCACAGGGCCUGGGUCCGUCUCAUCCAAGCCAUCCACAGAUCAGGCGAAAUCGGCAUCACAAUCCCAACGUGUCCCUGACACCGAAACGGGGCCGUCAGCUCCUGGCGCGGCUGGCGCAUGGUCUUACGUUGGGCCCGAUGGUCGUAAGAGCAAAAAGGUGGCCAAGAGCACGAACGUGGAGCUCGACUUCUCCAAGGAGGCGAUGGCUGUGGCCAAGCCAUCCAAGCCCAAAACCAAGUCCGAGCCGGCUGAGAAGGGUUCUACAGACAACGCUCACGACUCAGAUGAUGAAGAUGCUAUGCACCUGCCUUUGGCCAUCCGCGACCUGGAGCUGCUCAACCGGGCCUUUGCCGGCGAUGACGUUGCCGCGCAAUUUGAGGAGGAGAAGGCCGAGAUUGUGCGGGAGGACGACGAAAAGGAGAUUGACAAUACUCUUCCUGGCUGGGGCGGCUGGGUGGGUGAGGGCGUGAGCAACCGCGAGAAGAAGCGGCACCAAGGGCGGUUCGUCACCAAAGUCGAAGGUGUCAAGAAGAAGGACCGUCAGGAUUUCAGGCUCAAGGGAGUUAUUGUGAGCGAGAAGCGCGUGAGAAAGAACGACAAGUAUCUUGCCACGCAGCUGCCUCACCCGUUCGAGUCCCAGCAACAAUACGAACGGUCUCUGCGGUUGCCUGUUGGGCCGGAAUGGAUGACCAAGGAGACUUUCCAGGACGCGACCAAGCCGAGGGUCAUUGUCAAGCAGGGCAUCAUUGCGCCAAUGUCAAAGCCGAUGUAUUAAGGAUAGCUGUUGGGCUUGGGCAUAGGGGUUAUUGCAUAGAUCGGAUAUACAAAAGUGGAAUUGGAGUCAUCUGGUACAUGUCUCUUGCAUUUGACUGGUGUAUGUAAGACAGUUGGGAUGAGGAAUGAGUCGCGAUCUAAUUUGCAGUCGAGAUAAUUCCUUUUAGUCUACCAACCCACCCUAUGCAGAUUACAGUUGCGCCAGGAACCAAGAGCAUAGUUACAC